AUGGUGAAGAGCAUCAUUGUCAUCGUAGCUAUACUAUGCCUCGUCGCUCUACCACAUCCAGCCGUGGGAUCACAAAAAAAAACGUGGCCUAUGCCGUCCGACCUAGCAAACCACAAUGGAGAGUUCGGUGACUCUAAGGAUUCUUGGGCUUGCACCGAGGUCUCCGAUCCAAACGCUCCACCUUCACCCCCUGGCUCAUUCCCCACUAUCCCCAACAUCCCCGGGAUACCAAACAUCCCUCAAAUCCCACAGAUCCCACAGAUUCCAGUGAUACCAAACAUUCCAAUCCCACAGAUCCCACAGAUCCCGCAGAUCCCAGGAAUACCGAACAUUCCUAUCCCACAGAUCCCAGCAAUACCGAACAUCCCUAUUCCACAGUUCCCAAGAAUACCGAACUUCCCUGGUUUUUCAGGAGGAUCAUUUAGCCCGUUCCAGUCUCUUCACGUGUCGCAGUCCGGUGAGUUAGAGAAAUGCUUGACCGGGGAUAAGUCGAAAGGGGCUGAGAAAUGUUUCUCGCAGGUCUUUUCGAGUUGGGCAGAGAACGACUUAUCUUUGGACAAAGAGUGUUGUGAGAUCGUUUUGAAUAUGGACAAGAAGUGUAACGACCAUCUCCACAUGAUUUUUAAGAGCCAUUUCUUUGCUCCUCUCCUUCAGUACUCUUGUCACAUCAAGCAUGCCAAGAAGAACUAA
Molecule: messenger RNA, 690 nt
Organism: Eruca vesicaria subsp. sativa (arugula)
Lineage: Eukaryota; Viridiplantae; Streptophyta; Magnoliopsida; Brassicales; Brassicaceae
Source: the annotation of a GenBank genome assembly